Molecule: messenger RNA, 1292 nt
Organism: Glycine soja
Lineage: Eukaryota; Viridiplantae; Streptophyta; Magnoliopsida; Fabales; Fabaceae
Exons: 4
Coding region: 63-461 (132 amino acids)
Source: RefSeq, a predicted model, not a curated record
AUCUAAACCCCGUCUAAAUCUCCGUGUCGUUGACACCGAUCUUAAGUAGCAGCACACAGAAAAUGGGCACUCGAGAGGUGUACGAAGAGAAACUAAGGACCGGAAAUCUCCACCACGAUCCCACCAUCAACCCUGGCCUCGGUUCCGCUCGAUGCCCUCGUUGUCUCUCUCUCCUCAACCCUAAUUCCGAAAGAGGCGAGUGGACCAUCACUCCCGUCUUGCACGAUGCCACUGCCGUCGCUGGCUCCGGGAUUGGUGGUAUGCUUGGCUUUGUUCAUGGUUUCAAUACAGAUCCGGACCAACAAUCCCUCCCUCCGCACUCUCCGCUUGCCGGCAACUCCAGCCACCGCCAACAAUGCCCACGACCUCCACACUUUCCAUUCUGUUUCAACCCAAAUUCCAAAUCUUACUCCCAACUCAAAUCUUCACUUUGUCUGAUGCAUGCAAUUCACAUAAAAUGAAACAAAAAUAGAAAAGAAAGAAGAAAAAUGUUAGAUCGGUAGAACCCAACUGGAGAACCCAAACAUUCUCCUUUGAAAACGACAAUGCCAAAGAACAGUAGCUCACGUCAUACAACAAUGUCGUGACCAGAUCUGCAAAUUCCCUGACUAGAUUUGCGGCCAGACGACGGUUGUAGAGGGGAGGUUGUGGUGGUGGCUGGAGUUGCCACCGAUGCGGGUGGGAGAAAAUGCGGAGAGAAACAAACCGCUGUGGUUUGACGGUAGUGUUCCCCGGUUUCGGGAAAAUCAAUGGCAGUGCAAGGAGGUUGGGCAUGGUGGUGGGAGCCAGCAAGGUUGACACGAGAGAGGAGAGCGUGUGGAGGGAAUGCCUGACUGUGUGAAGGGAGAAUGAUGUGGGUGAAGGAGAAGGAGAGGAGGGAGAAUGAUGUCGCACUGAUGUGUUAGUGAUUAGGCUUGAUAAUAUGACACUUUGUUUGUCAUAUCAUCACUUAACAGAAUGAGACUAAUGGAAGAUACUACUUUAAAACAAUUUUUUUUCAAAUACGUAAUUGACCAAAAGUGAAUUUUAGGUAGUAAUUUGAAAAUGACCUAUUUUCUAGGUAUGAAAAACAUAUUUAAGCCUAUUUUUUUAAUUAGGCGUUAUAACAUGUCUGAAACUUAGGAUUUUUUUUGAGCCAAAUGAUGUUGUUUGAUCCAUGUAACCACCUCACCUAGCGAGAUAAGGCUUCAAUUUGUUUUAUAAUAUUUAGUUAUGGUGUUAAACUCUUUGCGUUGUUAGUGAAUUGAAAUUGAAAUCCAUGUUCCUUCUUUGCUGAAGAUAUUGCUAAUUAA